GGGGAUCCCAAUACGCGAGGGCGCCGUGGGCUCCACCUUCGGCUCUCUAUCGUCGGCAGUACUUGGCAGGGGGCGGAAUGGACGAAUGAACACACAGACCGGACGCUACACGGCCAUUGUUGCGCGUCUGAAAAUCACUGAAAUCCAUCCGCGCCCCGUACCUUUGCGAGGGCCGCCCGCGUGAGCGUGUUUGCAAAAGCGGAGGAGACGCAUUGUGGCGGACAAUGUGAGGAACCUGGCCUGGAGAGGCUUGCAUGCUUGGCUGCAAGGCUGUGGGGGAGAGAGUUCAGCCAUGGGCAGGAGCUGGGACGAGCGCUUCCUUCUUUUUCCCUUUCAAGCACGACAUCCACACCAGACCCUUCCAGCUUCCCACCUUCCCGUCUGUCCCUCGGCGGUCUCUCCCCUUUCCCUUCUUUCUCCCGACCCCUCUCUGGCGGCAAGUUUGCUUUCGUUUUGCGACUUUCCCACCUCUUCGGGCGAGCGAGCGGCUUGGAAACAGACGACCGACCUUCUUUUUCUUUCUCGUCCCUCCUUUUACUCGGCUCUAUGCCGCCAUUGUUCCACCAUUGAACCCUCAAUCGCUCCCUACCGCGUGCCGACAAGGCGCUAGCGGCUUAUGCGCCACCACUAAAAACGUGCCCCCCAACCUCGCCGUCAGUGGGAGAGCCGCCUGGCCCAAAGCGCGGUCACCACCCACCAACCUACCUACGGACUCAGGAACCAGGAACCAGCCGCACUUGCAAUUCAAUUUGCACAGCCCUCCAGCUCCCGUCCGUUUCACAACGACCCGGGCGUGAGACACUGUCUGGACGGCGCUGGGCCACUCACCACCGGUCCGACCCAUCACCGCUCCUCGCUCCUAUCCGUCGAUCUCGUACAUCCCCCAUCCUCGUGCCACCUGAGGUCACCCGCUCGACACAGGGCAGAGUCACUCGACGCCGGGCAGUGGCUCCGGGACGACUUUCGCUCGCUUUCACGGCUGGACAUAGUCCUCGCUCGUUCCCUCGUUCGCUUCACCGUGCCGACUCGAUAUCGCUCUUUCAACUUGUCGCGCUUCUAUUCUUUCGGCCCCGUUCACGUCCUCGGGGGUUUGUGCAGCUCGAAUUCCUCGUACCUUCUUUCACGCGGGCAGCCUCUGCAUUUGUCGGUCAGACAAGCCCAGAGCCACGAGACCUUUCUUUCACGAGCCCCAUACACGACCAUCAUAUUUGCACGUCGCUUCCACAUACCGGCCCGGCGACCUGACUCUCGCUCCGCCUAAUUACAGAGAACCCUUUGACGACAUCGCGAACCCCAACCACUAAGGGCAUCCACCGUUCACCACAAGCGACAGUUCGCUCGUAAAUACCGAAUCACCUCGAAUGCCUGCAACAGGAGCGAGACGAAAAACGUGACGACAACAUGCCGUCAGUCGACGUCGCCAUGGCGAGGAGCCUGCAAGGCGGAGUCGUGGACCAGCUCAAGGACGUCGUCGCCCGCGCUGUUGUCGCUGGGCUGACCCGGAGGGACAUCAUAACGGACGCCCAAGGCAAGGUAACGGACGUCAAGACAGCCUUCUCCAGUUGGGAUAAUUGUAUGAAGGCCUCAUUUUGCAAGUGGCCCGUCAUCGCCGUCAUCGUUGUGGGCGGCCUCAUCAUCCUCGGCAUCGCCUGGUGCAUCAUUCGCUGCGCAUGCUGCGGCCUCUCUUGCUGCUGCAGCUGCUUUCAAUGCCUCAAGUGCUGCGGGAACUGUUGUGGCUGCUGCGAUCCGCCCGGUGGUCGUCGCCACAAGUACCUGGAUGAGCCUUACAUCCCACCGCACCACGGUCAAGGCUACCAGCAGCAGACUCCCAUGCAGGCUCCUUUCCCUCCCGCCGUCUCCAAGCAUCCGGUACACGAGCCUCCCCAGUACGCCGAAUUUGAUGUUUCGAAGAAGGGUAGUGAAGAUGCUCUUCCUCACAUGCCCAGCUGGGAAGGCGCAGGGUCUAAGAACAUAAGGGUGGAAGAAGAAGAGAUGGAGAUGAACCAGCUGAAGAAGUCGCCCAAUUCAACUCCCGCGCAACCGCCGUUGGCUUCGCCAUCUGCGGGUCCGACAAGCCCCUUGGGCAUGGAGGGUCACAGUCCUUACGGCAACCCUCGAGGUGCCCCGACUGGCUAUCUUCCCAACCAAAGUCAGCAAGCCGUAGGCCAUGGCCGUCUAUCGCCUGGCCAGAGCCAGCAGAGCCUAGGCAUGUACUCUCAAAGUCAACCUGGCUACAACAACGUGGCCGCCAAUCGCGAAUCCGGCUUUGGUCUCGACCAGCCCUACGACGACCCGGCCCUUGGUGGCACGCCAAACCAGCACCCACCCGCCUCAGGGUACAUCGGUGACGCCCAGAAUCAAACAUAUGUGCCACCCCUUGUUGCUGGCAUGGGCCAGGGUCGACAAUCACCCGCUCCCGGGCGGCAGGAUCGCUAUAUGAACCAGGGCUAUGCUGAGAUGCCAGCCGAGGCUGCUCAUAUGAAUGAGUUUGAUCGACGAUCACCCCAGGGCGCUCCGAAUGGAUACGGUAUGAGGCAUCAAAAUACGGGCGACAACGGCGCUGUGGCGGGUGGCCGUCCUCCGUACGGCAUGGACCCUCGCAUGCGCAACUCACCCGGUCCGCGACGAACGCCCGGUCCCCCCAACGAUGGAUCGUACGGGCAGUCUCCCAGGGCGUCUCCUGCCCCUCGCGAGCAAGGCUACGGGGCCCCACGGUACGGCUCGCCUGCUCCGAUGAACCGAACAUACUCCCCCGCUCCUCCCCCGGACAGGCACAUCUCCCCAGCCCCUGAUCGCCAGCUUCCUCCCGCUCCAGGGCGUCACCGAGGCCAGGACCAUCGACCACCCCCGCUAGCCAGACCGCCAAUCAGCCCUGGGCUUGCACAGUCUCCUCCUCAGUCGCCGAUCAGGAACAACUCAGGCUUCGACUUCACAUCAGGAUACGCUCGUCCGGGGAAUUCUGAUCGCCGGCCAAGCGAGCCCCAACCGUCACCUACUCAUGAGGCCUACCCAGGUUACAAACCCUAUCAGCCACCUCAAUGAUCCGAGAGCGCUGUUUAGAACAGCUUGACUGUACAACUCCUUUGGGAAGCUUCUCGGUCGGCGUUCGGGGGAAAAGUUCUCGGGACCUCGAGGCGGAGCAGCUCGAUCGGAAGACGGGGCUGCCUCAAUCGUUCUUAUGACCAACGAUGCCCGCCUCUUAUGAACAUUUGUUUCAAAUCACUUGGAUGAUCGAAUUUUGGUUUUCCAUUCAUGUAUCUUCGAUUCUUUUUCUUUGACGCGCCCCCUUUUGGGCCUGGUGAACGAUCAUGCUGCAGCUUGCAGCGUUGCACAUCAUCGACUGAUGUGUUUCCUUCAGUGUAACAUAUUUACCAAAUCGCAAACAAUAUUGACAAUGC
This is a messenger RNA of Purpureocillium takamizusanense, 3398 nucleotides long. RefSeq lists its product as uncharacterized. The coding region runs from base 1402 to 3042 and encodes 546 amino acids. The record is from RefSeq and is a predicted model, not a curated record. Gene Ontology annotation, cellular component: plasma membrane; cellular bud neck. NCBI's taxonomy places the organism in Eukaryota, Fungi, Ascomycota, Sordariomycetes, Hypocreales, Ophiocordycipitaceae. The transcript has a single exon.